AUGUACCGAGGGAAAACACCUCCAUUUCCAGCAAACACCACGGAUCCAAUUCUGCCAACCAGAAAAGGCAAGCCGGGCGUCGACGAUAUGGUCUGGCAGAAUCUCCUCUCUGCCGAAUGGGCUAUUUUCUCAUUCUACCAGCAAGGAGUAGAAGCCUUUAACAGGGCCUCUUUCGUCGAGGCUGGCUACCCCAACGCCACUUAUGAUCGGAUUCAGGAGAUCCGUGAUAACGAGGCUGGUCACCUGCGGAUUUUCCAAGAUCAGAUCUCGGACACGUCACGGAAGCCUGCAGCUUGCAAGUACCAAUACCCGUUUAAUGAUCCAGGGUCAUUUCUUGUGUUGUCCACCCUCAUCGAGAUAGCCAGUAUGGCUUUCCUCACUGGCCUAGUACAGAUGGCCAAGCUUCCGGCCUCACAGGGCGCCAUGACGGCUAUCGCAGCGGUCGAGACACGACACGAAGUGUGGUCCCUAAUGGACAUAUGGAACGUCAACCCCUUCUCGGGACCGUCGGAUACAGUCUUUCCAUACGCCAACCAGAUACUCGACUUAACAAAUGGCUUCGUCAUUAAAGGAAGCUGCCCCAAAGAGAAUCCCGUCUACCCCAACCCACGCCAAGGUCUUCUCUCACUUACCGUAAGCCCUGUCAAUAAGACGCUCACACCUGGAAGCACCAUUGUCUUCAAGUUCACACACAAUGAUGAUUUGCCGAAAUUCAAGAAGAACCACUACUGGCCCGAGAGAAAGAUAAUUGAUGUGAAGAUCCCGGAGGUCUUCGAAAGUAGAGGGAUCAUAAUCGCUGUUGUGACGGAUACUGUUGGGGCACCGACUAAGGAUACGGUUUUAGCUGGCCCAGCUAUUAUUCUUCAGCAGCCAGCCGAGCUUGGAGUAAAGGUCGCCGAAAUCGUUUAA
Messenger RNA from Fusarium fujikuroi IMI 58289, 909 nucleotides. Its product is annotated as related to stress response protein rds1p. The coding region runs from base 1 to 909 and encodes 302 amino acids. The transcript is spliced from 2 exons. The record is from RefSeq and is a predicted model, not a curated record. NCBI's taxonomy places the organism in Eukaryota, Fungi, Ascomycota, Sordariomycetes, Hypocreales, Nectriaceae.